Clavispora lusitaniae ATCC 42720 is the source of this 1290-nucleotide messenger RNA. RefSeq names its product phosphoinositide 5-phosphatase. Gene Ontology annotation, biological process: phosphatidylinositol dephosphorylation. Gene Ontology annotation, molecular function: phosphatidylinositol-4,5-bisphosphate 5-phosphatase activity. NCBI's taxonomy places the organism in Eukaryota, Fungi, Ascomycota, Pichiomycetes, Serinales, Metschnikowiaceae. The record is from RefSeq and is a predicted model, not a curated record.
AUGUCUUCUGAUCUGCAAAUCCCACUCUUUCUCCUCACAUUCAACUGCGCCAAACUCAAACUAAAUGCAGCGGAAUUUAUUGACCAUGUUAUUGGUGCUCUACCGCAAGCCGCAUGCGACUUAUACGUGUUUGGCUUUCAAGAGGUAUGUUCUAUAUUGGAUGGAGCAUUCCCCGAUAUCGUGAAUAGACACAUGAUUGAAAUCAACCGCAUUCUAUUGGAUACAUUGCAUGAAAAGUACCACUCUCCAUCGUCUCCAUACAACUUCACUACGGUCGGCUUACACCAUGUGGGGGCAAUUGGAAUGAUUGCUAUAAGCCCUUUCGGUCUGCGUUUCAGAGAUUGUCGAUUUGCAGAUGCGAGCUGCGGGUCAGCUCACUCUCUGCUCAAAGGUGGAGUUGGAUUACGUGUCAAGUACGUACCGAAUUCACAAACAAAUAUUGAAUUCACUUUUGCCUGCUCACACCUCAAUGCAAACGAGGGAGAAUACUACUACCAGCGGCGGUUAAAGGACCUUUAUGCGGUAAUGAGAGCACUAGAUUUUGGUGACGGGUUCAGUUUUCUCAAACCCAAUUGCCAUUCUUUUUUCAUGGGCGAUCUUAACUUCCGAACGAGCAAAGUUGUCCUGAAGGGCAAGCCGAGUGCAGCCUUGGCAGACUUUUUGGAUUUGCAUGAUCGUUCCAAUACUUCAGACGUAUCAGGAUCUAUAAUGAGUCUAGUUCGGAAGUACGAUGAGCUUACUGAGGGCAAAAAUAAGGGGGAAUUAUUUACUGGCUUCAGCGAACCAGAUAUUACUUUCCAACCGACUUACAAGUAUUACCUAGAUACUGCCAUCUACAACACAAAGCGUUGUCCACUGUGGUGUGACAGAAUCCUCUUUCAAAACACUUACAAAGUCGGACACAGGCCUCAUGUUUACAAGUAUCUGAGCAUUGAUACCUAUAAACGGUCAGAUCAUAGGCCAGUUUACUUGCACUUGAGUGUCCCUUAUAUCGCUCCAGAAUCUAUUAUUGGUGAAAGUGGCUUCUUGGUUGUUGUGCCUAAUACUUCUCCUCGUCCACACAGCUCAGAUUUCAAUUUUGAUCAGGCAAAUGAAGAAAUUGUGAGUGGCCCAACAUUGACUUUUAUGAAGUGCACCUCACUCGAUAAGAUCAACCAAAUUUUCUUCAGAAGAGUCAGCGAUUUAUUCAUUGGAUACGGGUUGUGGUUUGGGACUACCCCUAAGGGCCGUCUUCUGUUGUUGGGAUUUACCCUACUAAUGUGGGUUGCUUAUUAUAUUUUGUCUAAAUGA